This is a messenger RNA of Tetrapisispora phaffii CBS 4417, 2427 nucleotides long. RefSeq lists its product as uncharacterized. Gene Ontology annotation, molecular function: protein serine/threonine kinase activity; ATP binding. Gene Ontology annotation, biological process: intracellular signal transduction; protein phosphorylation; intracellular monoatomic cation homeostasis. Bases 1 to 2427 code for a protein of 808 amino acids. The transcript has a single exon. Lineage: Eukaryota; Fungi; Ascomycota; Saccharomycetes; Saccharomycetales; Saccharomycetaceae. The record is from RefSeq and is a predicted model, not a curated record.
AUGAGUUCUCAAGACACUAAACCUGAUAUUAUAUCCCACUCACCACAAACAAGAAGUAGAUCAUUGUCUGGUUCAAUAAAAAAUUUGUUCAAAUUGUCUUCAUCAUCACAAAUUAAUAAUGGUCCUCUCUCGAAACACGCAAGUGACCGAACAGACAAUAAUACUUUACCAAAAAUAGUAGAAUCAAAAAAAGAUGAUUUAAUACUAUCUAAAGAAGUUCCUGUUAGCUCAAAUAACUCACCAUCAUCCAAAUAUGUUAGUUUCUCAUCAGACGAAGAGGGUCCUGUAUUACAACGAGUACCCGUACGAAAGAACACUGUAAAAUCUUCCUCCAAACAUCCUACAUCUCCAAGAUAUUCUUCUGAUGGAGGCAAUAGUACUGAAAUUUUAUCGAAGGUUGAAGGAUCAGUCAAUACUCAUUCUAGCAGUUCUAGAGACGCUUCAAGAAAAUCAAAUUCUGCUGGAUUAAACGAAUCCGACUCAUCUGAUAAUACUAAUAGACAUAUUGAUUCUAUACUAUCUUCUGACAGUAAAAGUUCUAUCCAAAAUCUUAAACUUGAAGAAACAGUUACUAAGAAUAAAAAGAAUUCAAUUCAUCCCCCAAACCACCACGUUCCAGCGGCAAGUAAUAAAGUCGUCAAUGGAGUAAACGAAAGCCAAACUUCAGCUAAACUAGGGAAAAGUCUAUCAAGAAAUAAUUCAUUCAAAAUACCAUCACUUUUUAAAAGCACCAAUGCUAGCUCAAAUGGCAAUACCCUUAACAUCGGUAAUGUAAGUGACAUAUCUAGAUCGAAUUCAUUGUCUGGAGUUUAUUCACCACUAUCCAGAAAAAACAGUAUCAGUUUACAACCUCGUAAAACAAAACCACAUUCUGACACAAUAAGCGUAGGUUCAUUACAACCAGAAGAUAAUAGAGGUAAAUGCAUAUUACAAGUUGAAAACUUUAAAGUAUUUGAAAAUGGUAGUCAUGAACAUAAUUUAAAUAUAAUGCAGGUUAUACGCCCUUAUAUUGAUAAUGGACACGAUGAAGCUUCCGAUAAUAGUGCUCACGAAACACACGAUAAUGUGAAACAACGUUCGGCAUUUUCUCUGAUAAGUAUGUUUAAAUCUCAUAAAAAUGAGGAAAACUUGGCAAAUAUUCAACAGGAUCAAACAGUGGAUAAUGAACUUAAAAAUGCAUUUUCUUUGAUAAGUUCCCAUACUGGAGAUAUUCCAAAAGUUGUAUGUACGUCUGACGUCAGUGAUUCAGAAACACAAACGACUAAUUCACAUGAUAUAAAAGACUCGAAUAAUAAAAACGAUUUAGGUGAAUUAUCUAAUAAAAUUGUGAAUGAACAUGCUGCAAUUGGGGUAACAGAGUUAAAGCUGAUUAAUGAACUUUCUGAAAGAAUAAAUAAGGCCCUUUCAGGGAAGAUCUCUGAUGCAUCUCAAUUUAAUCGAAAUAAUAAAGCUACUUUUGAACAGAAAUUUGGUAAAUCAGUAGGCGUAGUUCUUGGGCAUGGUUCAUAUGGGACAGUUAGAUUGUUCUCAAAAGAUAGAAUUGAAUCUGAUCCAGCAUCGUUUCAAUCUUACUGUGACAAUAAAAAAAUAUUUUUUGCAGUUAAGGAACUGAAACCAAGAUCUAAUGAACAUAAGGACAAAUUCACUACUCGUAUUACAUCUGAAUUUAUUAUCGGACAUUCAUUAAGUCAUUCAAAAAAUAGAAAUGGUAUUGUAAGAUGUCAUCCAAAUAUUGUAAAAAUUAUUGAUUUAAUGGAAGUUUCGAAUACUUCAUUUAUUGAAGUUUUAGAAUUUUGUCCUGCCGGUGACUUAUAUAGCAUCUUAAUUGCUAAGUCUAAAUCAGGCAUGACAUUAAAUCCGUUAGAGGCUGACUGUUUUAUGAAACAAUUACUGACCGGUAUACAAUUUAUGCACAUUCAUGGUGUUGCACAUUGUGAUCUAAAACCUGAAAAUCUUCUAUUUCAUUCUAAUGGUUUGCUUAAAAUUUGCGACUUUGGCACAAGUUGUGUUUUCCAAACUGCAUGGGAGAAGACAGCGCACUUUCAAUCAGGUAUUGUUGGUUCUGAACCAUACGUUGCACCAGAAGAAUUCAUUCAUGGCAAUGAAUAUGACCCAAGAUUGGUAGAUUGUUGGAGUGCAGGUGUAAUAUAUUGCUCUAUGGUCUUGGGUCAUUAUUUAUGGAAGCUUGCUGUCCCUGAAAAAGAUUCCCUUUACAAAUCAUUUUGUACAGAAAUGAAUGAUUCGAAUGAAUUCUAUGUUUUCGAAGAAAUGAAACAUAUCAAUCAUGAAAUAAAUCGUUUACGUAAGAUGACACUUUACAAAAUAUUUCAAAUAGAUCCUUCAAAAAGAAUAACCAUAGACCAGGCACUUGGUUCAGCAUGGAUGAGGAACACAAAUUGUUGCAUUCACUAUAAACGUAGUAUAUAG